UUCCCUCCACUUUGCUAAUUCUUAGUCUCCACUCACUCACUGUCCAAAUUAAACCCUAUUCAAAUUAAACCUUAUUUUCGUAAGGGCUUCCUCUUCUGGACUCCAUCACCACUGAUUGCGAAACACCGUCCAUCGUCAAUCGCACACCGUCUCAUGGCCAUCGGCUUACCACCGUGCUCGUCGCACCGUCAUCACUUCCGGUGGUCGUCGUGCUGUCAUCACUUCCCGUUGUCGUCGCGUGAUUCACCCCCGUUGUCGCGCUGUAUCAGUUCACCUUCGUCGUCGCCUCGUGGUCAGUUCUCGUCGUCGUCGCGCCAUCAUCGGUUCACUUUCGUCGUCGCGCCAUCAUCGGUUCACUUUCGUCAUCGCGCAGUUCUCUGGCUACAUUUCAAACUUCCAUUGAAAAUUCAAAUGAGUCAUUGGAAGAAACAUUUGAAUCUUUGCUUGGGAAAGCCUGGUCGAGUGCGUUGCUAUGGAAGGACUAUGACACCUACCAUGUUCAAGAGAAAUGAAAACAUUGCUUCUAUAAAAAAAGAAUGUGAAGCUAAAAUGAGUAGCAUGCAAGAAGAAAUGAAUGGUAUGAAGGCAAUGAUGAAAUUCAUGCUCAAGCAACAAAAUCCAGAAUUAGAUGAUGAUGAUGAUGAUGAUAUAAAUGAAUUGAUGACACAUCUUUUGGGCAAAGAAAGUAAUGCAGUUGGACCUCAUUCAUCUGCAUCAACAUAUAAUCCUAAUUCAAAUGAUUAUCAAGUACAGGAUGUUGGUGAAGAUCAAGAGGAUGAAGAAUGAUAAAAAAUCCAAAUGGUAUAUGAAGAUGAAGAGGAAUGAAAGUGCAAGAAAAAUUGUACUUUUUCUUUUUUGGAGAACAUAAUACUUUUUAAUUAGUUGUAAACAUUUUUCCUUAUGGAAUUGUACACAAUCUUACAAUAUAAUUUUGCAAUAUAUGAAAAUUUUCAA
Molecule: messenger RNA, 954 nt
Organism: Vigna unguiculata (cowpea)
Lineage: Eukaryota; Viridiplantae; Streptophyta; Magnoliopsida; Fabales; Fabaceae
Source: RefSeq, a predicted model, not a curated record